AUGGUCAGUCCAAUCAAAGACCCACAGUUAAGCACAGGUAAGGAGCAGCAGUCGAAUAAGGUUGUCCAGAAGGAGGCCUUACCCCCUCACACUAGUCCCAGAGUAUCCUUCAACUCAGCCCUCAGUGGCCCCAGCCUUACCACUCACACCCGGACCCUCACCACCUGCCAACACCUCACAACCAGUACAGUAACCAAACCCGGCACUGUCUUUUCCCAGUCUCUCAUCCUCCCAAGCGCCUGCCUCUCCAGGCCCUCUGGCCCAUGCGUACUGUUCACUCACGGAACGCCGAACCUGGCCGGGCCCGCUUGUUGCGGCAGUGUUAGGGGCGGGAUCGCCGACGGCUAUCCGAGGGAGGAGCACCGCCUCUCCUCUUGGUUCCGCCCCUUCGUACGUAAAUCCCGCCCCUCAGAGGGACUCCGGCGUGUCAUAGGGGAAGGCCUCAGGGAAGGUGGAGGCCCGCAGAGCGGAGGCGGAGCCCGGGAAGGAAAGGUCGAACCAGAGGGCAGAAGGCGGGACCUAAGGAGAGACGCGACUUUUACAGGCAGGGAAAGAUCAGAAGAGCGGGGCUUGAGAGAGAUGGAGCCGGAAGAAAGACGAGAAAGGGGUGGGGCCACGGAUUCCGGGCGACGCGUGGAGUGGAAGAGUGGGCAUGAGGGGCGUGGCUAUCACGAAAAGACAGGAGGAAUCAUUAGGUGGGCCCGGCCUGCGGAAAAGCGAGGCCUGGAGAGGGCUGACUGCGGGCAUUCUAGUUCAUUUUGCUGCCUCGUCGUGCAUAGCUUGGUCUCUAGUACCCCAGCGAUGACUGCCCCUGGCUCGCCCAACACCUUUGUGCUGUGCUGCUCCGUGACCCCUUGAGCACUUAGUCAAGGAACACGGAAUAAGUACCUGCAUGCCCAGCUGGAUUCCAGAUCAGUUAGAACCAGUCUCUGCUCUCCGGGACCUCAGAGAAUUGCAACGUAGUGUGAUAAGUGCAUUACUACGGGGGCCAUCUAGAAGCAGCACUUAGCAUGAUUUGUAUGUAUAGAGGAUGAGAGGAAGGUAUGGUGAAGGAGCUUAAAGAAGAUUUCCAGGAGGAGAUGGUGUCUAAGCCGAGUCUUGGGAAACAAGCAAGAGUAAGAUAAACUAAAAUAGAAAAAUAGAAGUUUCAGAUAAAGUAUGUAGUUUUAAAAGUAUUUUACCGGCUGG
Macaca mulatta (Rhesus monkey) is the source of this 1188-nucleotide messenger RNA. The record is from RefSeq and is a predicted model, not a curated record. Lineage: Eukaryota; Metazoa; Chordata; Mammalia; Primates; Cercopithecidae.